AUAAAUAUCAAUACGCAUUAUCAAGUUCUCUCAAUUCAACGUAUGGAUUAUUAGCUACACAGGACGCAGAACUGGCUCCAUCUGGCGCAAUGUUUACUAACACAACACAUGGGACUAUCAGCGCCCAUUCAAAGUCUGUUCAUGCCUCAGACAAUGCAUCAACACCUUUUCAAAACGCAGUAGAGAAAUCCACACAAAGGUGCAGUAGUGCUGAGGAUGUAAUGGUACAGGGAGUAAUUUCAUCUCAAAACUCCGUUACUAAUAACAUUUCUAGUUUGGCUUCAGCUGUUCCUAUUAAUGAGGCAUCUUACUCAUUGACGCCUAUAUUAACAGUCCAGACACCAUUCAAACGUCGCAAAAAUUUGCCGCGAUAUCCUCGCUAUGUUACAGAAUCAUCCAGACAUCAGUCAUAUUUCAACUGGUUUCAUGUAAUCCCGACUGAAAAAGAAUGUGUUAUUGCUGGAUUCUUUUAUACAGGUGAAUUCGAUCUAAUCAGAUGUUUCAAAUGUGGCAUUGGUCUUAAGGAUUUCAGUCCCGAAGACGAUCCAAUGGCAGAGCACAUACGGAAUUCCGAAUCAUGUCUUUACUUGGAAGCUAUGUUUGGUCUCGAAGGAUUGACAAAACUACGGCAAGCCAUCAUACUUCCAGAAGUCUUCAAUAUUCGACAAUCGAGUCUCGAGUUUUAAGUUACGAGAGUGAUAAGUAUCGAAGCACAAAAAGUCCAGAAGAGUUAGCUGAAGCAGGAUUGUUCUUCACAGGUUCAAUUAGUAUUUUACAUAAUAGAACAUGUAGUUAAGCAAAAAAUAAUCUAUUUCUUGCAACACUCACGCGUCAGGUUUUCAGUUUAUAAAUUCAAUAAAAAACAACACGAGCAACAAAAAGGAAUUUUAAAAACACUAAGUAAUUGUUUUAUUUAUGAAAGUUAUAAUAAUUGUACAUUUUUUUGAGUAAGUAUAGUAUGAUAUUCAUUCUGUAUAAUACAAUCAUAUUCGAGACAAAAGUGUGUCUUUACAAUCUAAUGCUUUGCUUUGACCGUGAGAUACCAGUUAGGGUCCGCUUACGUUUAUACUUGAUGUUCUGUUUUACACAUAGCCAAUGAGAGUAAUACUUUCUGAAAUUCUCCUGAAAGAAUCUCUGGAGUUCAAUAUUUGCUGUGUUCAACAAUAUGAAAAAUCUAUAUUUUAACGGGUAAUUCGCUAUAACAUUUCCUCCCAACACAACAUUUUGCGACAAUUGGAAGCGUGACAAUUUGUUUAGGCAUAUUUGUUUUACAAUUUUUACAAGGUGUGGGAGAUGAGGUUCGAUGUUUUUCGUGUAACGGAAGUUUAAGGAAAUGGGAGGAACAUGAUGACCCGUGGAUAGAGCAUUGCAAGUGGUUUCCCGCAUGUGCAUUUGCAAGAGAAACAAAAGGAGAUGCAUUCAUUGAACAAGUGCAACACAGUGCGAACGCGCCGACAACUAUGUUGAAUGACGCAACUAACCCUUCGGCAGAAGU
Molecule: messenger RNA, 1495 nt
Organism: Dreissena polymorpha
Lineage: Eukaryota; Metazoa; Mollusca; Bivalvia; Myida; Dreissenidae
Product: E3 ubiquitin-protein ligase XIAP-like
Exons: 4
Coding region: 90-686 (198 amino acids)
Biological process (GO): regulation of cell cycle
Cellular component (GO): cytoplasm; nucleus; spindle microtubule
Source: RefSeq, a predicted model, not a curated record